AUGGACGGCCCGGAAUCUGCUGAUGGAACCUUAAUCAUCAUGGUCUGUAGGGCCAAACACUUGCCUAACCGUCGAAAGCUCGACAAGCAGUCGCCGUAUGUGUUGCUCCGAAUCGGCACCACUGCUAAGAAAACGCCCAGCCAUUUCCGGGCGGGGCAGACUCCAGAAUGGACCCACGAAAUCCGAUUUCAGCUAUCCAGAGAUCGAAAGCCCAUUCUCAAGCUUGACGUCUUGGACGAAACGAAAAACGACCCCACGCCUAUCGGCAACACUGAGAUUGACUGCUCGCAUGUGUUUCUGGACCCGGCCAACUUACAGAACGGUGGGAAAUAUAUCUUGGACAAUUGGUACGAGUUGACAUGUAAUAAUCGCCAGGCAGGCAUGAUAUACCUAGAAAUGACCUUCUACCCCAGCGCGCCGGUGCUACCGCCCAAAGUUUCUAUGUCGUCUGUGUCUUCGGAGCCUCGUGAUUUACCCCCAAUUCCUGACUCGGACUUACAUCGUCUGGACCCGGUCAACAUAGCCGAUGAUGUUUUCGUGUCGGAUGAUUACAAAAAGAAGUCCAGUUUCUUCCGUCACUCUGAUCCUAGCCCUCCCAAGGAUGAUAGUGUGUUUGUGAGCGGUCUGCCCAAAAAGAGCGGACGUUUUGCUGCGUUCAAGAGCAAAUUCAAGGCCAAAGAGCCCAUAUCGUCUAUCUGGAGCGAAAAACAGAAACUGCCAGCUCAAACGGUGGCCGUCGAUGAUAUAAUUACACCAACCAUGUCGCCAAUUGACAAUCUAGACCGGUUGCGAGCAGAUAUUGGCGUCAUUUCACCUCCAGCGCCUACUCCCCCUCCACAUUCACCUCUGACUUAUUCGGCUCCAGGAUCUUAUUCCAUAGACUCUCGAACGAAGUCGCCGCCACACACACCAGUGGCAGCGUCACAUCCACACCGAAAUUUUCCUGGAACACCAUUUCCACCUAAGUCUGGUGAUCUGUAUUCCACCCCAGAUCAAUAUUCUACCUCUUCGGACAGAUAUUCCAGCAUUACGCCUGAACUCUCUCAAAGUCAAUAUUCCGAGCAGAAUAUGUUUCCUAGGUCAGAUUACGGAUACCCCAACGAUAGAAUCUCGCCAAAUCCUCGACUUUCUCCUGGCAGACUUUCUCCUGGCAGACUUUCUCCAGACAGACUUUCUCCAGAUAGACUUUCUCCAGAUAGACAUCCCAUGGACCGGCCCGCAAGGCUGUCGCCAAGGCUGGCAGGGAAUUCCAAACUGACAAGUCCACGCCGAAAACCUCCUCCACCAGAUAUGAGCGACGAUUUCUCUAAGCUCAAGCUCUCGCUGACCACUUCAAUUCCAUUUUCAGCAGAUUCUUUUGGACUAGAUGACGAUGACGAAAACGAUGCUUUGCCUACACAGGUCUUCCACUUGGGGCAGAAGGUCCAGUCACUUACUCAUUCUGCGAAGGAUAACACUCAUUUGAACCCCAACGAUAUUGAUCCAAAAUACUAUGCGCCGUCGCCAUCUGAGCAAAUGGCAAAGUCUUGGAGACUACAAAAUGGACAGGCCAACAAGAACGACCUCAAGGUGGACCUUAAUACUGAAACUACAGGAUACUUGGGUGACGGGAAAUGGCAAGCCAAUCGGUUUUCUCCAUCGGUGUUUCUGAGAAUUAACGACGAGAACUCCGAGAAAGAGAAUAAGCCUGCAGUUCCUCCCAAAAUACCUAGGGGACUCAGCGAACUGGAGUAUUUUGUUCUCGAAAAGGAAGCUUAUCUAAAGGAUAUUAAUGGGCGGCGUAUUUAA
Messenger RNA from Sungouiella intermedia, 1788 nucleotides. NCBI's taxonomy places the organism in Eukaryota, Fungi, Ascomycota, Pichiomycetes, Serinales, Metschnikowiaceae. The record is from the annotation of a GenBank genome assembly.